UUUUUUGCAAAUUUGUUCAAAUUUGAUAUUAUUUGCAACAAUAAAUAAAAAAAUAGUUAUUCUCCGAAAAUGGCUGAAUUUGGAACAGAUUCUGGUGGUCGGCUCAAGGGCGUAACUAUCGUCAAGCCUAUUGUUUAUGGCAACAUUGCCCGCUCGUUUGGAAAAAAACGGGAGGAAGAUGGACAUACACAUCAAUGGAAAGUAUAUUUGAAGCCCUAUUUCAACGAGGACAUGUCGAUAUAUGUGAAAAAGGUGCACUUUAAACUUCACGAGAGCUACGCUAAUCCCAAUAGGAUUGUGGUAAAGCCACCCUACGAAAUCACGGAGACCGGAUGGGGUGAAUUCGAAGUGGUCAUCAAAAUCUACUUUAAUGAUCAAUCCGAGCGACCGGUGACAUGCUAUCACAUUCUCAAGCUAUUCCAAUCGCCUGUAGUCGAUGGCGAGCUUACUUCAUCCACCACCAUGGAUACGAAAAAAGGCCUAGUAUCGGAAUCAUAUGAAGAGAUUGUGUUCCAAGAGCCCACCCAAGUUAUGCAGCAUUAUCUGCAGUUAUCCGAACAGAGUGCCAAUGGAGUGUCUAGCCAUGAUACAGAUUUUGAGGAAAAAAAGAUUAAAACACUGGACAAUAUUGUAAAUGUUAAACAAAAGGUCAAAGGCGAGAUAGUUAGUUUAAAAGACAAACUAAAAUUGGCUCGAGAAACGAUUUCGAAAUUUAAAGUCGAAUUGGCCAAGGUGCAAAAGCCGCCCGCGUAAUCCCCCAUUUACAUAUUUAAGUACUGCUACUUAAGAACUGAUUCUAAAAUAAGAAUGUCCAAUUUCAAAAUACAUAUAAUAUAUAAUUGAUUUAACUAUUUCGUACAACAAAUUACAGAAAUCUCCUAUAACUUAA
This is a messenger RNA of Drosophila willistoni, 889 nucleotides long. RefSeq names its product YEATS domain-containing protein 4 (gene Gas41). The transcript is spliced from 2 exons. Gene Ontology annotation, biological process: regulation of DNA-templated transcription. Bases 70 to 753 code for a protein of 227 amino acids. The record is from RefSeq and is a predicted model, not a curated record. NCBI's taxonomy places the organism in Eukaryota, Metazoa, Arthropoda, Insecta, Diptera, Drosophilidae.